Funneliformis caledonium is the source of this 1122-nucleotide messenger RNA. NCBI's taxonomy places the organism in Eukaryota, Fungi, Glomeromycota, Glomeromycetes, Glomerales, Glomeraceae. The record is from the annotation of a GenBank genome assembly.
AUGGCAGCAAUUUAUUAUUGUAAAAUUUGUGAGAAACUUAUUGUGGAUGAAGAUGAAUUACCGACAGUGGGAACUUAUUGUUCAAGGAAAUGUGAAAAAAUCUUUGAAAAAUUUGGUUUGGAUAAAGGAAUAAAAGAAUAUGAAAGGAGGGAAAAGGUCAGAAAAGAUCGUUUAUCAGUACAUGUUGAUGACGAUGAAGUCGAAGUACCAUCAUCAAAUAAACGUGAUGAGUCUGAAGAUGAACCUUCUUCUCAAGACGAUUUAAAGAAAAAGAGAAGUGGCAAGAAUGAUCGUAAAUCUUUAAUUGAUACACUUCCUUAUGAAGAUUCCGUGGAAUAUUUGAGGAAGCAAGUUAAUUCUGCUGGAAAUACCCCAAGAGAAAGAAGUCGUUCAAGUAUAGAAGAACCUACAUCUACUACUACUCCUCUUCCUGUCGAGAAUCAAUCACAAACGGUACCGACUUAUCCCGACGUAAAGCCAAAUAAACAUGAAAAUUAUAUAUUUGAAGAUAAUAUUUACGAUGAGCCUCCUCCUUCAUAUGAAUCAAUUUGUUCACCACAAGCUGCUAAUGUAGAUGAAAAACCAUUGACUUUUGAACCGUCUGAUGAGAAAAAAACGAGCACUACAGAGAGAACUGCAACUAAUAAUACAAUGAAUACAGAUAAAAGGAGCACUAUUAGUAGUUAUACCACUGCGAUUGUUGCUGAUGAUUCUGCCACUAAUGCUGCCAUUAAUUCUGCUACUGAUACUACCGAUAACACCAAUAUUCCUCCAAAAGUACCUCCGAAAUUACCUCCGAAAGUUCCUAUUUCGAACGCUCCACCAUUGAUGAAUCCACAACCACAUAUACAACCUCCUAAUCAAUUUUUUCUGCAUAAUAAUCAACAACGUCCUUUCUACCCUACUAUUAAUCAACAAAAUGUUUUUAAUCAUUAUGGUAUAAGCAGCAGUUCUCCUCAACAUCAAUUACCGCUUAAUGUUAAUAAUUUUGGUGCCAGCCAUAGUCAUCCUUCCACAUCUUCCACACCUGCUGAUAGAUUCUUGAAUGAACAGGCAAAUCUUCCCUCGACAGUUUAUCCUCCUCCAUUUUAUACAAUUAAAAGAUUUGGCAAUAAUACAUAA